This is a messenger RNA of Dovyalis caffra, 1443 nucleotides long. The record is from the annotation of a GenBank genome assembly. Lineage: Eukaryota; Viridiplantae; Streptophyta; Magnoliopsida; Malpighiales; Salicaceae.
AUGGGGGAUGCAGAAAAUUCUCUUCCUCCUUCAAAGAAGAGGGCCGCUGGAAGGGAGAUAUCCAGAGAUAACCCUGGUCUUGAUGAUGAUGACUCUAUCGAGCAAGAAACUGGAACUUUCAAGAAAGCCAGUGAUGAGGUACUGGCAGGCAGAAGAAUUGUGAAAGUUCGUCGCAAUCAAACUGCAUCAACUCCAUCAUCCAAUCCAUUUGCUGGCAUUCGCUUGGUGCCUAACACUGAGCCAAUUGCAGCCCCUGUUUUAGUCACAACUGAAGUGAUGAGUGCUAGGGAGCAAGCUUCAGAAGAAGGGAAGAGUGAUGUUUGUGAGGAUGAUAAAAAGGGUAAAGGUGAGAAGAGUGAGCAUUUAGAGAGUGAGAUUGAUAAGCCAGUGGCUGAAAUUGCUACAGAUAAGGAGAACAGUAAGGAGUCCGAGGGCAAGACUGAUGAGCCAGUGACUGAGAGUGCCAUGGACAAGGAGAGCAUAGAAGAUAAGGGAAAUGCCGAAGAUAAACUAGUGACUGAAACUGCUACAGAUAAGGAUAAGAGUAAGGAUUCAGAGGGCAAGACUGAUGAGCCAGUGGAUAAGGAGAGUGCAGAAGAUAAGGGAAAUGAUAGUAUAGUCACUGAGGCAACUGAAUCGAAGGUGGAUAAUGAGAAUCCAGCUGAAGAUGAGACUGUGAAAGAAAAGGCUACAGGUGACGAUGACGCAGAAAAACAAGACAAGAAGGAUAAUGGUAGUGAAAAUGUUGAUCCAAGUGCUGAAGGUGCCCCUUUGAAUUCAUUCCAUCAGCUUUCAAGUAGCCAAAAUGCUUUCACAGGGCUAGCUGGAACUGGGUUUUCCACUACUACAUUCACCUUUGGUUCAGUUUCUAAGGAUGGCUCUGUACCGGGCAGUGGUUCUGGCUCUCUGUUUGGGCAGAAAAAUGAACAGCCUUCUUUUGGAUUUGGUCUCUCUAACAAUGGAAGUUCUUCACUGUCAUCUAUUGUCUCAAAGACCGAGGGAAGUGGUUUUCCAUCUAUGCAGGAGGUUCCAGUUGAGACAGGGGAAGAGAAUGAGAGAGUGGUUUUCUCUGCUGAUUCGGUUUUGUUUGAAUAUUUUGAUGGUGGCUGGAAGGAGCGUGGAAAGGGAGAACUCAAGGUCAACGUAUCUACCGCUGGGGCUGAAAAAGCCAGACUUCUAAUGAGAGCUAGGGGUAAUUUCAGGUUGAUUCUGAAUGCAAGUCUUUAUCCUGAUAUGAAGCUUACAAAUAUGGACAAGCGAGGUAUCACUUUUGCCUGCAUGAAUAGUAUUGGUGAAGGUAAGGACAGCCUUUCCACUUUUGCGCUGAAGUUCAAAGACGGUUCCAUUGUGGAAGAGUUUCGUGCAGCUGUCACCGCACAUAAAGAUAAAGCACCUGCGGCUCUGAAGACUCCAGAGAAUUCACCGAAGGCUUCUGAUGAGUGA